CUCGAAUCUUAGUUUGUUAGUCAUCUCACUUCCACGAUGAGGUAUAUCACCUUUAUGCUGAUGGCGACAGCAUUAGACGUUAUAUGGUCUCAAGACGAGGAAAUGACUUCCAUUGGCUCGGAAUGGGAAAAGUUAAACGAAUUCGAAGCGACCUAUAGGGAGUAUUCUGAAGCCGCGCGAAACGUCAUCACUACUGCAACUGACGUCAUUAAUGAAGUUAGGUCUGAAUCUGCAGGUUUUGUUAACCGGUUCUUCAACAACUCUAUGCAAACAGUCAACGCCAAAAACAUAUCCAGAGAAAGUUGUUCUGAAGACGUUUUCGACUAUAUGAAAAUGAGAAGGAAAUUUUUCACCCUUUUAACCAGAUCCGAAACACCGCUCCUCUCACACAUAUCAGAAUUGGAAGAGAAAUUAACAGGAAUCAACACAACUAUACGAGCAUAUCAUGAAGUGGCCUCGAGCAAAUAUUGGAGUUGUAAAAUGUCUAACGAGAGUUGUAUAGAUGCAAUAAACAAAUGGUUAGAUGAAGAAACGAAAUCGAUCGCUUGCAGAUUGAAACAUUGUCAGUUUAAUACGACAAGACCCAAGAGGACUCCGAGACCUUGCGAAUACGACGAAUUCACUUGCAACGACAGGCGCUGCAUCAAGAAGAGUUGGAUCUGCGAUGGUCAGUUCGACUGCAGUGACGGCAGCGACGAGCCUGCAGGAUGCUCCAGAUCUUGUAGAGAAGGUUUCCACUGCUUCCGGACGCUGCGAUGCAUCGACCGAUCGCUGGUUUGCAACAACUUCAACGACUGCGGGGACAGGACUGAUGAAUUGUACUGUGGCGUUAUCUUGAAGAAAAACAACGAUUCCUAUUGCAGCAUCGAGAACGGGCUCUUCAAGUGCUCCAAAGACAAGUGUAUAAGCAUUCAACAUGUCUGCGAUGGAAAACGCGACUGCGAUGAUGGUGUUGAUGAAGAAGCCCUUUGUGGAAAGGGAGACUGCCCUGAGGAAUGUCUGACGAAUGGGGGCGUCUGUUUUCACGGACCCCAAGGACCGCUCUGCUUCAACGAAUGUCCUUUCGGGACUUUCGAGUCCCCAAAAGGUUGUACGACGUACCCGUACCUUUACAACAGCACCAUCUCUGAUCUCUUGGAGGGCAUUCCAGUGUUGACUGCCAGCCAUCAUGCCAAGUUCGCAUAUCUGAAAAUGAAAACAGUCUAUGAUUUUUCUGUAGAACUAGCGAAUGUUAUAAAAUGUCAACUCGGCAUGUCCUUUUCUAAUUAAUUAAAAUUUCAUUUAUAAUAUAC
Molecule: messenger RNA, 1292 nt
Organism: Nezara viridula (southern green stink bug)
Lineage: Eukaryota; Metazoa; Arthropoda; Insecta; Hemiptera; Pentatomidae
Source: the annotation of a GenBank genome assembly